Nasonia vitripennis (jewel wasp) is the source of this 3222-nucleotide messenger RNA. RefSeq lists its product as uncharacterized. The record is from RefSeq and is a predicted model, not a curated record. The transcript is spliced from 4 exons. The coding region runs from base 1844 to 2641 and encodes 265 amino acids. NCBI's taxonomy places the organism in Eukaryota, Metazoa, Arthropoda, Insecta, Hymenoptera, Pteromalidae.
AAAAAAGAGCCGCUAAUUACCCCGAGACGAUCGACACCGCGGAGAACCUCUCUCUUCGAACACAAGAGCUUCGUCGUUUAUCCCGAAGCCGCGCGGCGAGUUCUCUGUGGAAAAAAGUCAAGCGUCAGCGCGAUAUGUAGUCGUUAGUCCACUGGCGGCGCAUCAACCCUUCCUCUUUCACUCGGCCGCAGGGAAACGAGGAUGUGCACGCGAAUAUUAUUCUUAAUAGCCACGCGCUGCGAAAUUAAUAAUCCCACAACGAGCUGUAAUUUUCGCGAAUAUUAAACGCGAGACGGCGUGUCGCUGGAGAUUUUCACCUUCGAGGAAACGAGCUUUGACGCGCUUUCCUCGCGAAUCUAUUAUUUCUCGCGCGGGAUCUUUUCCUCGAGCAACUCGCCAGAACGGAUUCCUGCGUGCGCUGCAUUGUUGCUCGGUGUCUUUGGCUUUUUUUUUUUAGAGAGAUGUUAUCGGAAGUCAGAAAUGCGCGAUUUGUUAGCGGCUUAAGGAAGUUGAUGACGAUCGACUAUAGUGAGAUCGGUUGGACUUCCUGGACGGCUUUGGAGUUACGCUCGUUUAUUAAUUGGGUUCGGAGACUUUUACGUUCGAGAAGCCGAGGGAAGCUUUUGAUUAGCCUUGAGAUUUCGGAUCUAUAUUGCGGAGCAAAUUGAAAGUUGAUGCCCUUACGGGUGAAGUUGAUGUAGGCUUUUGUAAGGCGUAGACCCUCAAAAUUUGAAAGUAAUGAACUAAUGAAAAUUUGACAUGAUUGCAAUGUUAGCCUCAUUGAGAGUCGUAUCUCGAGUUUUUUUUAUUAGUUGCUAAUUAUCACGAAUGGCAUAAGAGGUGACUGCGGUAAAGCGUAAACUUUUAAAGCUCGCGUAUAAAACAUGAAAGCAAGAGUGUAAACACUCUUAUUUUCUAGAAAAGCAAGCUCUUACACGAAAUCACCGGCAUGAAAGCCGCGUCUCAGUUUUAAAGUCAACAAACCGCGAGGCAAGAAAUUGGGGAGAAAUCGGCGAGAGUCGAAACGACUCCUCAUUUCAGACGCCGUAUUUUUAAUACCAAAUAAACUUGUUUAUUCCUAAUGCGACUUAAAUAAACAGUAAUUUUCACGCGCGGUUUUGUGAGUCGUGAAAUUAUCGCACUUAACAUUUCUCUAAAAUUCAUAUACCAGCAAUCAGUAGGUUCGCUUCUCGAUGACUUUUAAUGCCAUAAUUUACAACCACGACGCUCUUAAAUACUGCCUGAACACCGUAAUUACAUUUAGAAAUCGCGUAUCGAGAGCUUAAUCUUCGAAAGCGAUCCCGCCGCACAAAACCUUGCAAAAUCUUUCAUCCCUAAAAGUAUUUCGCAAACCCGUUAAAAACAGCCCAGGCAAAGCCUGUGACAACGUCGAGCCAAGCACGUAGACAGCGCGUAACAUGUAAAUAUAGCUCCGCUGCAAUUAUCACACGCACGCGGGAUCCCAAAACAUUGCGCAAGAUGAAGAAUGAAGAAAAAAAGACCGGAAGCGUGAAAUAAGAUUCUCCUGUCCUCUCUUGCAGCGCGUGUGUCGCAAAAGUCGAAUUAUUUCGGGACGCAGGCAAGAAUUCCGCGUAAGAGGUGAGCGUUCGCUUCACGCACCGGCUGCGAGAGUGACGAGCAACGAAAGCGAAACCGACGCCGCGGAGACAAUUAUCCUACUCCCCGCGCAUCGAUGUACGAGAUGACAAUGCCGCGAUGCAUGACUCUCUCUCUCUACAUACAUAUAUAUAUAACGAGCUGCCUCGACUCUGGGUGACUCCAGUGAGGACUUGGACGUUGCGUUGGAUUGUUUGGAAAACUUUUGCUGUUGGGACAGUUUGGAAUGAUCGGCGAGAUGAAUUCGAUAUCGGCUCUGGUGGUAGCGUUAUUGGUGGUCUCGGUGUCCUGCAUUCCCAAGUUCGACGACGGAGGAUUCAAACCGAGCUCGAUCGACUACACGCAAAAGGCGGGAAAAGCUCAGGACCAGAUAGCGCUGGCGAGUCAGUCGAAAUCGCGCAGCGACGGCGACGUCAAGACAGCCAACGACUUGAGCGAUCGCAAUCAGGAGCCGCGAUUCGGCUUCACCAACGUCGGCGACAACACCGGUUACGGAGUCUCUAGUUACGCGCCGGCGAAAAUCGAUUUAGGAGGCCUCCUCCUCGGAGCCGUGAUCGGCAUCGGGACGAUCCUGGUGAUACCCAAGUUGCUCUACGUCCUCUCCGGAUCCUACGGAGCUUACGCUAGAAGCGACGACGGCGGAAUAGCCCAGGUGAUGACGAAGCUGGACGACGCCCUGGCCCGUCACGGCAUCGACACCACGACCUGCAUGCAACGAGUCGCUUGUUCGUACUCGAAGCAGGCAGCCGAGGCGGUGAAAAACUCGUCGACCGGAGAGAACGACGUCGACUCGGUCUCCACCCUGGACAAGCUCGUCGACACCCUGAGCUCGAACCAGAUUCUCCGUACCGCGCUACAAGGUACCGCUAUUCAAGAGGCUAUGGAAGCCGGCCGCAACGGGCAGAACUGCGCCAGAACCUAUCAGCAGUGCGGAUUUUCCACCGAGACGAUGCUCUCGUUGCUGGCCAAGGUGGCGGCGACGACGGCGGCUAGUAACGCCGGGAAGACUGCGUCGAGCGCAUGAUUUUAACGAUUGAUGUAACUAUUGUCAGGUAACGCUGAGAGAAUUUUUAACGCAACAGUCAGCCCAUCAUAGAGUUUUCAGACAAAUAUAGUUCAUAUACCAAGUUCCAGUUUAUAGUAAGUACUGAUAUAUCAAGAUACGUGCUAACGCAAGACCUUUCGAAAAAUUCUCUCAGUGUGAACGUCGGCAUGAUUUUUAAAUUUUAAACUACAAGCUAUCACUCAAAGAAAACAUAAAGUAUGUUUAAUGUAAUUAAGAGAGAAUUAUUUUAUACGUGUAGAUUUAUCACAGUCUGUUAUAUGUAAUGAACACGCAAUUUAAUAUAUACUCAGUAUAACAACGCUACCUUCAAACCUGCAGAUGCUUGUAGGUGCUGCCAUGCAAGAGAAACCUAAAAAUACAUACACUCUGUACUUGCGAAGUUCUCAAUAUUUAUAUGUAUCUCGCAAUGAAAGCUAAAUACACUUCUUAAUAUUCGUGUAAAAAAGUCUGUGCAAUAAUUUAUUGUAGUUUGUAGUACUAUUUUACAUUCGGCAUUCAGUACAAAGCAAAUUGCACAACUGUCGCUUAAACGAUCAAAA